Molecule: messenger RNA, 2591 nt
Organism: Ricinus communis (castor bean)
Lineage: Eukaryota; Viridiplantae; Streptophyta; Magnoliopsida; Malpighiales; Euphorbiaceae
Product: E3 ubiquitin-protein ligase RZF1
Exons: 2
Coding region: 576-1808 (410 amino acids)
Biological process (GO): protein ubiquitination
Cellular component (GO): cytoplasm
Molecular function (GO): ubiquitin protein ligase activity
Source: RefSeq, a predicted model, not a curated record
GGGUACUGGUUUAUUGUUAAUUAUUGGUCGUGGAAAGCGUGCAGUGCAUCAAACUUUCAAGGAGUUUAUUACCGGUUGGUCUCUCUCAUUGUUUAGGGAUGAUAUUACGGGUUUGCCCUUGUCGUUGAAAUUAUAGUAGACUUAGUUUGUUGCCUAAUGAAAUUAUAGUUUUUUUUUUUUUUUUUUAUAGUGUCAAAUUAUUUGUUUCUCAGUCAUCCAUGUCUGACCAAUUUUAUUAAUUUUUUAAAGCUUCAGAUGUCUGCCUGAAUUUACUCGACGAAUUCAAAAUGUUCAUGAUACACAUUUGGGUUCUUCCUGUAUUUAAAUUUAUAAUUUCGAGUUAUAAAAUCUCAUUACAUAAACCAUUUAAUUUGUGGGUCUUUGAUUAUGAUUUAUUUAUAAAAUUUUAUUAUUUUUAAAUAUUUUUUUAUGAUAAAGUCAAGUUGGAAGUCCGGAUACUGAAGACUGAAGUUGGGUAUAUUUAUGUGUUUUCAAGUUUGAACUCCAAGUCGAUGCUAUUGUAGUCACUUCAUGGAUAAGUUAAAUUUUCAUUAUUUUCCAAGUGGGAUAGCAAUAUGACAUUGCAUCAUUUGCCAACCAUCCUUAACUUUGUCAACAAGAGACACAAAACUGUUUCAAGAAAGAAACUAGCAAACCCAACAACUACCUCACCUCCUACACAAACCAUAACAAAUGGAGAAGCAAAUAACACAGAAAAGAAUCUCUUCCUGUGCAUCCAAAAGCCAUCCCUUUUUCUCUCCAUUCAUCUUUCUCCUACAAGACAUGCCAUAUUUAAAAGACCCUUCGCAUCAUCUUCCUCAACGGAAACCCAGAAAAAACACAACACGAUCAAACCCUUAUCCUCUUUCCUCAAAGCUAUGUCCCUGGCUCAUCGCCCUCGGAUCACAGUUAAUGGAAACAGAAGAAUGAGGACAUUUCAUUACUUCUGGUGCCAAAGUUGCCAAAGAACCUCAAGGUUCACCUCCAUUAACCCCCAUGAAAACUUCUGUCCGCAUUGUUUUAGUGUGCUUAACCAUGAGCUUGACAUUUCGAGGCCUAGGCUUAACGCGAACCUAACAGAGCUAGAGCCUUCUCCAGCUGCAAGAUUGUUGGACUCAUUAGCACUGAUGCUGAAUCCAUCUAUGAGGCAGCAAUACACUGAAUUCGAUGGAAGAUUAACCAGAUGGGACACCGAAAGGGCUAAUGCACCUUGGAUUACCCUCCAGUUUCUUGACCCUCCUCGCCCUCAGAGACCGAUGAAUGCCCUUACUGACAGUACUGCUGCUGCUAACGAUGGAAAUAACGACAUAUUUGAAAAUGCAGCAAACGAGUUUGUUCCCAACAAUAUGACUGAUCUUGAUCGACCAGGGCCGCCUCCUGCGCCUGCUUCAGUUGUUGAGGCAUUGCCUGUAGUGAAGAUUACACAGGAACAUUUGAUGAAGGACACACAUUGUCCUGUGUGCAAGGAUGAAUUUGAGAUUGAUGGAGAGGUGAGGGAGUUACCUUGCAAGCAUUUGUACCAUUCUGAUUGCAUUGUUCCUUGGUUGAACUUGCACAACACUUGCCCAGUUUGCCGUUUCGUGUUGUGUGAGGGUUCUGAGAGUUACAUCCAGCAACAAAAUGAUCAGUUCUUUGGACUUGAAGAGGUGACAAAUAGCAUGAAUUGGAUUAGGAACCAAUUCCUUUCUCUAAGGCCUGUUCGUGCAUUUUCAGAUUGGACUCAGAGGUAUCUUGAUUUCUUGGAUAGUAGACCAGUGGCAACUUCAAGAAGAGCUAAUUCCUGGUGGCGUACUUGGCUCAUAUUUUAAGUUGAUGUUGCAAUUGCUACUCUUCCUGAGACCUGUACUUAUUAGCUCUAUGAAUUGAAUCAUUGCUUAGUUAGGCAGGUAUAUCUAACUCUUAAACUAAUUCUUGAAGAUUGCAAAGAUGAAAAGCUAUUGAAGCUUAACAGGUAUGCUUUACGAUUCAUUGUAUUGCAAGUUUGAUGUCCUUAAACUUAAUCCAACUUCUGUUGUUUUUCACUUGAGCUGGUUUUCUGCAGCUAGCUUUCAGGAUGCAAUAUUCUGGAACAUACAUAUAUAGAUGAAAACAUGAUAAUGUAAUUACUGGGUUGGUCCGGAAAAUAUAUGUAGUUCUUCCAUGUCAAAGUAAAUAAGAAGAUGUUUUGUUGUUUCUAUGACUUCAUUGAGACCAAAUCUAUCAUAAACAAGAAAAAUUGUUACAUGGUACAGACCAAAUAGGGAUGGAGACAAAAUAUUUAGUGCAGAAUUUUUAUUACUUCUUCAAGUUUCUCUUCCUCUUGGCAAUACUACUAACCACCUAACCUAAGCCUAAGUGGACUUAAAUGUGUUCUUUGUAUAAUCCUAAAUAACAUUAUUUGUUUUUAUUUCUGUAAUUCCUUUGUGUCAGAUUUCUUCAGGUUGGAAGCAAUGACAUGAUGAUGCCCUUUUCAAAUUUCAGAAUUACUGAAGAUGGUCGGUGACAGGAUUGAUACUCCUAUACAUAUUAUGAUUUCUUUGCACUUGUCAAACUAUAUUCAUACAAUUAGCAAUCCAGGAAAUAAAUAAUCAACAGUUUUAUGUUUUCUUUUU